Messenger RNA from Lampris incognitus (smalleye Pacific opah), 2792 nucleotides. RefSeq names its product arkadia (RNF111) C-terminal like ring finger ubiquitin ligase 2Ca (gene ark2ca). The transcript has 2 exons. Gene Ontology annotation, molecular function: ubiquitin protein ligase activity; zinc ion binding; DNA binding. The record is from RefSeq and is a predicted model, not a curated record. Gene Ontology annotation, biological process: DNA integration; DNA transposition. Lineage: Eukaryota; Metazoa; Chordata; Actinopteri; Lampriformes; Lampridae. Bases 1111 to 2124 code for a protein of 337 amino acids.
UGAAUGUGCUGGGACAGGAGAGGACCAUUUCCAUGGACCAUCUGUCUCACAGGCUGCCCAAACAACAAAGGAUCCAGGAUGGUGUUAGUACAUGUUGGAUAUUUGGUUCUUCCCGUCUUCGGCUCGGUUAGAAACAGAGUAUCGAGGCUGGCUCUACAUUCCGCAUUUCUCAGACCUUUGUCCCCCUCCAUUGUGUAGCUAACGAUCAUCUGCUGCUGUCUGCCGUAGCCUCUGCCUGUUCUCUGCAUCUAGCUGUAUUGUGAACCCCUUCUUCCUCAUUUCCUCUUUCCAUCUGAAGACGACAUUGGCAUUAAAACUGAGUUCCCACUCAUACCGUAUCCUUCUGUGUAACAGACUAAAGAAUAACACCUUCUGUAGAAAACAGUUUGUCUUUAUUUAAACUGUCAUGUUGCUCUUUAGUAAAUAACCCAUUGUAGCACUAGAUCUUACUACAGAAUGUCAUUGUGAUUUUACCAUUCAGUGUGGACAAACUACAUUCUGCUGUAAAUUUCUGUAAAGUGGAUACAUUUUGACCCUUGAUUCGAUUACAGCCAUGCUUGAUCGAACUCUUUUUGGAUAGUGUCUUCAUCCCCUUUGCAAAGGUGCAUUGUACCAGCCAUCAUCUUUAUUAAAGCAAUUGCAUGGUUAACUUUUUUGAAACCUUGAAUUAAUCAUUCUCCACGAAAAUUAUAUUACCCUAAUAAAGUCAAUUGGCAAAUACAGUGGUGUGAAAAAGUGUUUGCCCCCUUCCAGAUUUCUUAUUUUUUUGCAUGUUUGUCACACUUAAAUGUUUCAGAUCAUCAAACUAAUUUAGAUAUUAGACAAAGGUAACACAAGUAAACACAAAAUGCAGUUUUUUAGUGAAGGUUUUUAUUAUUAAGGGAAAAGAAAAAUCCAAACCUACAUGGCCCUGUGUGGAAAAAGUGAUUGCCCCCCCCUGUUAAAACAUAAAUUAACUGUGGUUUAUCACAUCUUUGGAAAGCUGAGUUCAAUUUCUCUAGCCACACACAGGCCUGAUUACUGCCACACCUCUCUCAAUCAAGAAAUCACUUAAAUAGGACCUGCCUGACAAAGUGAAGUAGACCAAAAGAUCCUCAAAAGCUAGACAUCAUGCUGCGAUCCAAAGAAAUUCAGGAACAAAUGAGAAACAAAGUAAUUGAGAUCUAUCAGUCAGGAAAAGGUUAUAAAGCCAUUUCUAAAGCUUUGGGACUCCAGCGAACCACAGUGAGAGCCAUUAUCCACAAAUGGCGAAAACAUGGAACAGUGGUGAACCUUCCCAGGAGUGGCCGGCCAACCAAAAUUACCCCAAGAGCGCAGCGACUACUCAUCCAAGAGGUCACAAAAGACCCCACAACAACAUCCAAAGAACUGCAGGCCUCACUUGCCUCAGUUAAGGUCAGUGUUCAUGACUCCACCAUAAGAAAGAGACUGGGCAAAAAUGGCCUGCAUGGCAGAGUUCCAAGACCACUGCUGAGCAAAAAGAGCAUAAAGGCUCGUCUCAGUUUUGCCAGAAAACAUCUUGAUGAGCCCCAAGACUUUUGGGAAAAUACUCUGUGGACUGACGAGACAAAAGUUGAACUUUUUGGAAGGUGUGUGUCCCAUUACAUCUGGCGUAAAAGUAACACAGCAUUUCAGAAAAGGAACAUCCUACCAACAGUAAAAUAUGGUGGUGGUAGUGUGAUGGUCUGGGGCUGUUUUGCUGCUUCAGGACCUGGAAGACUUGCUGUGGUAAAUGGAACCAUGAAUUCUGCUGUCUACCAAAAAAUCUUGAAGAAGAAUGUCCGGCCAUCUGUUCGUGACCUCAAGCUGAAGCGCACUUGGGUUCUGCAGCAGGAUGAUCCAAAACACACCAGCAAGUCCACCUCUGAAUGGCUUAAGAAAAACAAAAUGAAGACUUUGGAGUGGCCUAGUCAAAGUCCUGACCUGAAUCCGAUUGAGAUGCUGUGGCAUGACCUUAAAAAGGCAGUUCAUGCUCGAAAACCCUCCAAUGUGGCUGAAUUACAACAAUUCUGCAAAGAUGAGUGGGCCAAAAUUCCUCCACAGCGCUGUAAAAGCCUCAUUACCAGUUAUCGCAAACGCUUGAUUGCAGUUGUUGCUGCUAAGGGUGGCUCAACCAGUUACUAGGUUUAGGGGGCAAACACUUUUUCACACCACUGUAACUGCAAUAACAAACAUAACAGUAAUUUGUGCUCAGUUAUUUUCACCUUUGAUGGUCCACUGCACCUGUUCGAGUCCUGUGUAAAUGGCCGGUAAUAAUCCUAUCCAUGUCUGCAAGCCUUUGUUCCUGCUAGUUGAAUUGAGUCAAUUUAGCUAAUUGCAGUGUUGGCGAGGUUUAGGCCUAAAUCAUCUUGCCAUCAAAAAAAUCCCCUUUGAUCCACUGCCAUGCACAGCCACCUUUUAGUCUUUUUCCAGAUACUCCUAGAAUGCUAUCCAUUUUACAGGGAUGUGUAUAUCCUGCACUGCUGUAGAAGUCCUUUUAGAAUCAAAAUGUCUUUAUUCUUUGGUUGUGGUUUUCUACCUUAUGUUCUUGUAUUAGAUCCUAAUGCAUGGUCAUUUUAUACUUUUGUUUUUUCCACUUUGAACAGCAGAUUCCAAUGUAAUCUUUGUGUAGAGAUGUCCUGCUGUACACUCAUUGGAUGCUGCUUCUGUUCUGUUAACCCUACAGAAAGCAUGGUUGGGCCUUGCUUUUGGUCUUUAUUUGCAUGGAAUUAUGGUUAUAUAGGCUAUAUUAUGAUUAUAUUAUUAUUAUCAUUAUUAUUAUCGCACAGUGCCACACAUAUUAAUAUUUUCAA